AUGUCCAUAUCUCCACAAAACACUGCCAGCAAUGCCACCGUCACAAUGACGACAACAAAGACUGGCACGCUGCGCGAUAUUAAUCACUGCGGACUGAAGAUAGUUCCCACUGCGACGAUCAUGGACUUGGUGUCAGCCGCAAUGAAUGCCGAUCUAGGCCCUGGCCUGCAUUACUCCACUUGGUAG
Dibothriocephalus latus is the source of this 186-nucleotide messenger RNA. The record is from the annotation of a GenBank genome assembly. NCBI's taxonomy places the organism in Eukaryota, Metazoa, Platyhelminthes, Cestoda, Diphyllobothriidea, Diphyllobothriidae.